Molecule: messenger RNA, 240 nt
Organism: Dichomitus squalens LYAD-421 SS1
Lineage: Eukaryota; Fungi; Basidiomycota; Agaricomycetes; Polyporales; Polyporaceae
Exons: 2
Coding region: 1-240 (79 amino acids)
Source: RefSeq, a predicted model, not a curated record
AUGAGUAGCAUGCUCAAUGUUGAGGAACCGUUAACCGCCGUCCUCACUUGGAGGUUCCUCAUCAACCUGCAACAGGUCAAGCGGAGGCUGGCAGGUUCCUCUCGCUCAUUGUCACAGGUGUCGGAGCUCGCCUUCCAGUCCCAUGCAUCUGAUAACCCGGAGGGAUUCAUCGCGUCAAUGGGCGCUCAUAUCUCGUUUCAGGAGGAUGAUGUCGAGGACAAUGAGGAGGAUCAGUCUUAG